Molecule: messenger RNA, 1945 nt
Organism: Aphanomyces astaci
Lineage: Eukaryota; Oomycota; Saprolegniomycetes; Saprolegniales; Verrucalvaceae
Exons: 1
Coding region: 105-1817 (570 amino acids)
Biological process (GO): signal transduction
Cellular component (GO): protein phosphatase type 2A complex
Molecular function (GO): protein phosphatase regulator activity
Source: RefSeq, a predicted model, not a curated record
CUCUGGUGUUGACAAUCCCAUUUUCAAAUUCCUCUCUUCAGUACAUCCGACGCUCCCAGCUCCUCACGGCUGCAGUAGCUCCCUCCCAUCUGUGCCUCACCACCAUGUCUCCUCGCCACGAACUGGACAGUCGCUCUGUCGACGCCAACGCCGACCUUGACAUGAUCAUGCAGAAGAACGUGCGCAAGUUGCGCAUGAAGCACAUCGCCAAGAAGAAGCAACAACAUCCUCAUUCGACGGCGCCGCUGCAACCAUUGGGGAACUUGCCGACGUUGUCUCCGACAAAAGACAAGCGUCACCACAAGCCUCAUCAGACGUUUUCGAAGAAACAACUCUUCGACGAAAAGGAGAACUCCGACGUGGCACCAUCGCACCCGAAGCAGCAUCACGAGUACGCUGCUCCUGUUGAAGAGAAGCACCGUCGUAACAUCACGAUCUUCGAUUGCGCCAAAAUCGUCAACAACAAGGGACGCGUAAUGACCCACGAAGAGUUUGACUUGGUGUCAUCGUCUCCAAGCAGUGUUAGCAGCAGUGCGUGCAGUACGACCUGUUCCUCCAUGAGUCCCUCGCCAAGCUCGCUGGGGAAGAAGUCGUCGUCGUUGAAGUUGACCAAGAAAGCGAUGAAGCAACCGAAGACGACCACGUCUGAAAUGCUCCGCCAAAUGGCAUGGGAGCAAAUGGUGCUCGAAAUCAUGUGCUCGUUGCUUCCUGAGAUCGAUGUCCUUUCCGAACUCAACCGAACGUUGGUUCAAUGCAGUCGCGCCGCCGCUUCCACGGAGUCGUCCUCGAUGGACUUGGUCGGCUUCCAGCAACAACUCCAUUACCACUUGAACGCAUUGCACAUCGAUAACACCGACUUGCCGCCGCCCUUCACAUCCGGCGCCAAGUUGGUCGACUUGUACGUGACCAAGUCGUUGGUCCAAUCCAUUGUGUUUGGCCUUAUGACCGUGUCGGACAAGCGUGCGCAAGGGUCGUUGUCCGCCAUUUCCAUGUCCAUCUUCGAACAAGUCCCCUCCCUUCGCCACGACAUGUUGUUGGCAAUCGAGUGCACCGCCGCGGAAUUCUACAACCUCCCCGACACUGUCAACUCCAAGUCGUUCAACGUCGACGGCAUGGUGCAUCUCACGGGAGCCAUCGUCAGCUUCCAACACGAUUUGUCCAUGCAAACCCAGCAAAACAUUUUUGACGACGACGAGGAUACCGUGAACGUUUCUUCCACGAACAUGACUCCCACCGACGAAGACGAUACCAUUUACGAACAUGCCGUGCGCAUCUUGGCGUUGUUUUGCCGUGCGUGGAGCUGCUACGGCGCCGCUACCACCGCCGCAUCAUCCGCCGACGCGGUGUUCUCUGCCAAUGCCAACCUGGCCUCCAACCCGACCGUGAAAGCGCUGAUCGCCAGCGUCCAAUUACUUGCGCAAGUGUCGCCGCACCAUGGUCUAGCGUUUCUGUCGGACACUCUGCUGCGGCGAUGGCCGUCCCGCAACACGUCGCGGCAACUGCUGUUCCUCCGCCUCAUCCCCAUGUUGCUGGUGCAGUUGGCGUCGGCCCAAGUGUACAUGGAAUCGUUCACCAAGGUCGUGUACGACUCGUUCGAUCGCAUCCAGCGAUGCAUCGUGGCCCCCCAUGUGCUCGUGGCUCGGGAAGCGUGUGCACUGUGCGACGACCUGCACCUGAUCCGCCUCUUUCUCCUCCGAGACAAAGCGCUGCUGGAUACCGUCACCACGGCGCUCCAUGUGAAUGCCCACCAUCACUGGAACAAACAGAUCCAAGCGCUGUCGGACGAUCACUUUGACUCGAUGCUCGACUUGGCCUAAAACGCCCUGAAAAACAAACCACCGUUAUUUAUUAUUUCAGGCCCCGUAUAAUAUUAUUUACCACACAACCGUGAAUUAAUUUAAUCACCAAGUAUUAAUAGGAAGUACGUAUAUGUACUGUAGUACUA